AUGGGUUCCACCUCUCCUCCUCGGGAGAGCAGAAAGCUCUUCUCGCCUCUCCGUCUCGGAGAAAUGAACCUCGAACAUCGAGUCGUUAUGUCGCCGUUGACGCGCCUGCGCUGUCCUGGUGGGUUUCCGACCUCGGUUGUUACGGAGUAUUACACUCAAAGAGCAACGAAGGGAGGGCUACUUAUAACUGAGGGGAUGCAUCCGAGUUUGAUGGGCGGGGGUUACUACGGCGCACCAGGCAUGUUUGCGCCGGAGCAUGUGAGGGCUUGGAAAAAGGUGACGGAUGCUGUGCAUGCCAAGGGUGCUUUCAUGGCGUGCCAGUUGUGGCAUGUCGGGCGAGCGGCAGUCUCAAUCUCGCUCGGCGGCCGCCAGCCAUUGAGCUCUUCUGCAACGAACAUUGGCUACUUCAACAGGACCACACCUGGAGGCUACAAAGUGCCUAACGAGACAGCCAGACCGAUGACAUUGCAGGAUAUCAAGGACACAAUUGAUGACCAUGUGCAUGCUGCGAAAUGCGCGAUCGAGGCCGGGUUCGAUUGUGUCGAAAUCGUCACAUUACCCCGUUGGAGAAGGAGACUGGAGUCUAAUGAGACGAAGGCGUCAGGCAACGGUUAUCUGCUAGACCAAUUCCUCAACAGCAACGUCAACCUGCGCACCGAUGCUUACGGAGGCACCAAAGAGAACAGAGCUCGCUUCACGCUUGAGGUACUAGACGCAGUGAUCGCCGCUAUCGGGGCAUCCAGAGUGUCGAUCCGAAUGAGCCCUUGGGGAACGGUUUGGGUGCCGCUGGAUGCGGAUCCGAUAGCGAACUACCGUUAUGUGCUGAGCGAAGUCGAGAAACGAGGCGUCGCGUACGUAUGUCUUACCCAGCCGCAGGCCGACCUGCUGCUCGAAGAGAAGACCAAGUGGGAAAACAUGUACACAGCUAUCAAGUUGGGGAAAGUGGCUGCUACGGUCGAGGAUCUCCAUCUCGGGCACUUCCAGGAAGUACUGAAGACGACACCGAUCCUGGCGAGCGGAAGCUAUGAUGGCGAGAACUGCUUUGAGGAGGUGGAAAGGGGUGAGAUGGACGCAAUCACGUUUGGCAGGUGGUUUAUUAGUAACCCGGAUCUUGUGGCGAAGCUGAGGCUGGGAAAGAGGUUGACCAAUUGGAAUCCGGCGACUUUUUAUGUAAGUGCGGGCAUGUUUGAGAGUGAUGGUUAUACGGAUUAUCCCUUUGGAGAAGUAGAGGACGAAGAGGCAGCGAAGUAA
Molecule: messenger RNA, 1251 nt
Organism: Colletotrichum higginsianum IMI 349063
Lineage: Eukaryota; Fungi; Ascomycota; Sordariomycetes; Glomerellales; Glomerellaceae
Product: NADH-flavin oxidoreductase/NADH oxidase
Exons: 5
Coding region: 1-1251 (416 amino acids)
Molecular function (GO): FMN binding; oxidoreductase activity
Source: RefSeq, a predicted model, not a curated record